Molecule: messenger RNA, 2770 nt
Organism: Dryobates pubescens (Downy woodpecker)
Lineage: Eukaryota; Metazoa; Chordata; Aves; Piciformes; Picidae
Gene: PALD1
Product: phosphatase domain containing paladin 1
Exons: 20
Coding region: 136-2736 (866 amino acids)
Source: RefSeq, a predicted model, not a curated record
CCGAGGCUCCGGCGGUCGGGGCGGCCGCGGGGCUUCGCUCCCGCCACCCCGCUCCCGCCGCCCCCAUGGACCGACCCGCGGCGCGGCCAGCCCGGCGUGGGAGCUGAGCCCGGAGCCCACGCAAGCCGCCCGCGGAUGAUGGGUACGACGGCCAGCGCGGCACAGCAGGCGGUCCCAGCAUCCCCUCCAGAGAGUGGGGCACCAGGUGACAGCAGCAUGGAGGACCAGCACUCCCUCAGCAUCCACUCCUUCCAGACCCUGGGGCUCCACAACAGCAAGGCCAAGUCCAUCAUCACCAACAAAGUGGCGCCCGUGGUCAUCACGUACAACUGCAGAGAGGAGUUUCAGAUCCACGAUGACCUGCUGAAGGCCAACUACACUGUGGGACGCAUUUCUGAGGCCACCCUCGAGCACUACCUUGUGCAGGGGAAGUAUUUCCUGGUCAGGGAUGUGUAUGGCAAGCUGGAUGUGUUGAACACUACUGGCAGCUGCGGGGCUCCCAACUUCCGCCAGGCCAAAGGAGGCUACGCUGUGUUCGGCAUGGGGCAGCCCAGCCUCAACGGCUUCAAGCUCGUCCUGCAGAAGCUGCAGAGAGAAGGCCACAAGGAAUGUGUUUUCUUCUGCGUGCGCGAGGAGCCGGUGGUGUUCCUGCGGCUGGAGGGGGACUUCGUGUCCUACACCCCCCGGGGCAAGGAGAACCUGCACGAGAACCUGCAGCAGGGAGGGAGGGCAGAGAGCCUGGAGCUGGCCAUCCGGAAGGAGAUCCAUGACUUUGCUCAGCUGAGCGAGAGCCUCUACUACGUCUACAACGACCUGGAGCGGCUGCGGGACGAGCCCCACCCGGUGCGGGUGCAGGGCGAGGAGGACAUCCAGGUGACCGAGGAGGUGUACCGCAGGCCCAUCUUCCUCCUGCCCUCCUACAGGUACCACCGGCUGCCGCUGCCCGCCGAGGGAGCGCCGCUGGAGGAGCAGUUCGAUGCCUUCCUCUGCUUCCUCAGGGAGAGCCCCAGCCUGCUGCUGCGGGACCCCAGCAGACCCCCGCCGGCUCUGCUCUUUGGCUGCCAGACUGGAGUGGGCAGGACCAACCUGGCCAUGGCCAUGGGCACCCUGGUCCUCCACCACCACCGAGGAGCCACCCAGAAGCCUGACCUCUCCCACCUGCCUAAAUCAUCUCCCAGGGACAGACUUCGAGUCAUCCAGACUUUCAUUGAGAUGGUCCCCAAGGGCCAGCAGAUAGUUGAGGAGGUGGACAGUGCCAUUGCCUCCUGCUCGGAGAUGCACGACAUGAAGGAAGCCAUCUACGAGUACAAGAAGAAGCUGGAAGGGAUUGGGGAGGACUAUCAGAUCCAGGGGAGCAGCACCAAAGAGUAUUUCCUCCAGAGGACUUUGCAGAGCCUCCAACGCUACUUCUACCUGAUUGCUUUCAACUACUAUCUCCAUGAGCAGUACCCCCUGGGCUUUGCCCUCAGCUUCAGCAGGUGGAUGUGCAGGCACCCCGAGCUCUACCGGCUGCAGGCAGAGAUGAACUCCUCGGAGCUCAGCGUCGCCGGGGACCUCGUCACCAAGGGGACACGGGUGCUGGUGGCAGACGAACGCUUCUGCCCGGACGUGCUGAGCACCGCCAGGGACAUGAGCGUGGCCAACUUCCGACGGGUGCCCAAGAUGCCAGUCUAUGGGAUGGCACAACCCAGCUGCAAGAGCCUGGGCAGCGUGCUGCGGUACCUGACGGAUGCCAAGCGCAAGCACGCCCGCAUCGUCUGGGUCAGCCUGCGGGAGGAAGCUGUGCUGGAGGCCAACGACCAGAUCUAUACCCUGAGGGAGCCUGGCCACUUGGAGGAGCUGAUCCCUGUGCCUGCUGCCUCACCCCAGCAGCUGGAGAAGCUAGAGGCCACCCUGAAGGCCGACCUGCUGAAGUGCCAGAAGUGGCUGGAGGUGUACCUGGAAUCAGAGAAGCAGAUGAAGAUGUUCAAGAGCUGCCUGACCACGCAGGAGAUCUUCAGCCAACAGAAGAGCUCCUACCAGGGCCUGACCUACCGCCGCAUCCCCAUCCCUGACUUCUGCGCUCCCAAGGAGCAGGACUUUGACCGGCUGCUGGAGGCGAUGAGGAGUGCCUUGGCGGAGGACUCGAGGGCUGCCUUCGUCUUCAACUGCUCCAGCGGCCGGGGCAGGACCACCACGGCCAUGGUCAUCGCUGUCCUCACCCUCUGGCACUUCAAUGGCUUCCCUGAGAUGAGUGAGGAGGAAAUUGUCAGCGUGCCUGAUGCCAAGUACACCAAAGGGGAGUUUGAGGUGGUGAUGAAGGUGGUCCAGCUGCUGCCUGACGGUCACAGGAUGAAGAAGGAGGUGGACAUGGCCCUGGACACCGUCAGUGAGACCAUGACCCCCAUGCACUAUCACCUCCGGGAGAUCAUCAUCUGCACCUUCCGCCAGGGGAAGUCGGGCAGGGAUGAGAAGGAGAGGCGGACGCUGCACCUGAGGAGCCUGCAGUACCUGGAGCGCUACCUCUACCUGAUUCUCUUCAACUCCUACCUGCACCUGGAGAAGAAGGACUCCUGGCAGCGGCCCUUCAGCCUCUGGAUGCGUGAGGUGGCUGCAGUGGCUGGCAUCUACGAGGUCCUCAACCAGUUGGGCUUCCCAGAGCUGGAGAGCCUGGAGGGCAAGGUGCUGAGCACGCUGCGGGGCCGCUGGCAAGCCCAGGCCGGCACCUCCCGCCCCUUCCGCGGGGACUUUGGGUAGGGCCUGGGGCGCCGAGAGCCUCCCUGCUGGGGAG